Molecule: messenger RNA, 3219 nt
Organism: Clarias gariepinus (North African catfish)
Lineage: Eukaryota; Metazoa; Chordata; Actinopteri; Siluriformes; Clariidae
Gene: armh3
Product: armadillo like helical domain containing 3
Exons: 1
Coding region: 133-2199 (688 amino acids)
Biological process (GO): regulation of Golgi organization
Cellular component (GO): cytosol
Source: RefSeq, a predicted model, not a curated record
UGAAACGCUUGUGACGCGACAAAUUCAGCGCUAGUCAUGAGUAAACAAGUUUAACUGUACGAGUUUAAAAGAGGAGUUGUUUUUUUUUUCUUAAAAGAAAACGGUAAAUAAAUAAAUAUACAUAUAUAUAAAAUGUCACAAGAGAAGAAAUCGGGGCUGUUGAAAAGGACGUCGUCGUCUAAAAAACCGCUGAAGGAGAAGGUGGUUCUGAUGUACGACGAGAUCUUUACGAAAUCCGACCCUGCUAAGUCGAACCCUCGCUUCUGGGACGAGCUGUUUUUAAUGAAGGUGAAUUUGGAGUAUCUGGAGAACAAGCUGGAGGCUCUGGACGGAGAUGAGGUCGUCCUGAUUAAGGAGAACAUCAACAGCCUGUUCCAUCACUGCGUCCAGGCUUUGGAAGAGGACCACCAGAUCAAGGUGGUCAAUGCACUGCAGACUCUUUGUGCGCUUUUCAGAGGCGUGCAUCAGAAAAACAAAUCGGCCACCGGCUUCGAUAUCAUCAACAUGCUCGUGGGCUUCGACAAGGCCGAGCUCAGGAUGAAGGAUCUCAUGGAGAGCCUGGACAGUUUGCUCUGCGGGGACGGCUCAGAGAGUCUAAAGAGCCUCUGCCUGAAGCUGUUACUCUGCCUGGUCACGGUGACGGACAAUAUCAGUCAGAACACCAUCCUGGAAUACGUCAUGAUCAACAGCAUAUUCGAGGCCAUCCUGCAGAUCUUGUCGGACGUCUCCAGCCGGACGCAGCAUGGCUACGACGCCGUGGUCCUCCUGGCCCUGUUGGUCAACUACAGGAAGUAUGAAUCCGUCAACCCGUACAUCGUGAAGCUGUCCAUCGUGGACGACGAGCCGACGCUGGCCGGAAUGGGCGUGGUCAUCCAGCAGGCGCUGACGGAGUACAACAGGCAGUAUAAGGAUAAAGAGGAGGACAACCACAGUGGGUUUUUUUCCACGCUGACUAACAUGGUAGGCAGCAUGUUCAUUGCGGACGCCGACGAGAAGCUGUCGGUUCAGACCAACGAAGCCAUCCUGCUCGCGCUCUACGAGGCAGUUCACCUGAACAGGAACUUCAUCACGGUUCUGGCGCAAAGUCAUCCAGAGAUCGACAUCGCCACGACGCCCGUCACGCCCACCCCGACGACACCCACCACCCCGCUCGGUACCACGCCCCCUUCCUUAGACACGAUGCACAACUCCGAGCUGCCGCUAGACCCUAAUCUGCAGACCAGCAACCUGCUCAUAACGUUUCUGAAAUACUCGUCCAUCGUCAUGCAGGACACCAAAGAUGAGCACAGACUCAACAGCGCCCGGCUGUGCCUCAUCAUCCUCACGUGCAUUGCCGAGGACCAGUACGCUGACGCCUUCCUCCACGACGACAACAUGAACUUCCGGGUCAACCUGCAUCGCAUGCCGAUGAGGCACAGGAAGAAGGCAGCCGACAAGAACAUCCCGUCCCGGCCGCUCGCCUGCGCCGUCCUGGACCUCAUGGUGGAGUUUGUGGUCACGCACAUGAUGAAGGACUUUCCCAUGGAUCUCUACAUGCGCUGCGUUCAGAUCAUUCACAAGCUCAUCUGCUACCAGAAAAAGUGCAGGAUCCGUCUACACUACACUUGGAGGGAACUCUGGUCGGCCCUGAUCAACCUUCUCAAGUUCCUGCUGUCGAAUGAGACCACGCUGUUGUCCAAACACAACAUCUUCCACUUGGCUUUACAAGUCGUCCACCUGUUCAACAUGUUCAUCACGUACGGAGACACGUUCCUGCCGACGCCAAGCAGUUACGACGAGCUGUACUACGAGAUCAUACGCAUGCACCAGGUCUUCGAUAACCUCUACUGCAUGGUGCUCAGGGUCUCCACCAAUGUCGGCCAGUGGAAGGAGCCGGCCAGUAAAGUCACGCACGCUCUGGUUAACGUCCGCGCCAUCGUCAACCAUUUCAACCCGAAGAUCGAGUCCUACGCCGCCAUGAACCACAUCUCGCAGCUUUCAGAAGACCAGGUCCUGGAAGUGGUGCGCUCCAACUACGACACUUUGACUCUGAAGCUGCAGGACGGGUUGGACCAGUUCGAGCGCUAUUCGGAGCAACCCAAGGAAACAGCGUUCUUCAAGGAGCUGGUGCGCUCCAUCAGUCUGAACGUGAGGAAGAACGUUUCUCUCAACACCCUGAGUCAGGAUGUUCUGUUAAAGGAGUUCUCUUCUAUAUCUUGAGAAUCUGUAACCGUAACCAGGUCGGAAAACAAACGAGUCAUCUCUGUCUUUAUAUUUGAUUUGAUUUGAUUAACACCCAGGCCUGAAAAAGUGUUUGAAAUCUUUUGAUGAUACUAACUUUCUUCUUUAGUAUAAAGGGUUUUGAUGAUGUCAUUGUUGCAUUUAUUAGCCUUCUGUUUUUUCAACAUUGUAUUCGAUUCAGAUUAAAUCAAUGUACUAUAAGAUACACAUCCUUGAUCCUGCAGUCAUUUCUCUCUCUCUCUCUUUCUCUCUCUCUCUCUCUCUCUCUCUCUCGCUUUUUAUUCACAAAAUGAUAACUGAUGAUAACACAUUAAUUAUCCUGAAUUAAUAUUCAGAGUUGAAUUUGUAAAGUUUUUUAAUAUUCUUGAUGGGAAUUUCAGUCCAGAUCUUCAGUGUUGUUCAGGUUUUAGGUGAAAGAAUCCACACACAGGUUUCCCUAUAUGUGAAUAUAAUGUACAUCAACAUGUUAGUUGCACGCACACACACACACACACACACACACACACCUGCUGUCCCACUUGGUACCUGCUCUGGACACAAUGCUCAAUCAGAGACACAAAAACAGUGAAAUAAUACAUCAUCAUCUUUAUUGCUUGGUGUUUAAAAUCCUCAGACCUUGAAGAAGUGGAUUAGAGACAGUUAUUCCAAGCCAGGUUGCUGAGUUUUUGUUGAGAUCCUGAGACGACUCCAGUAACAGCAUCCUGUAACCAUAACGACAAACUCAUCCAUCAUGUAACUACUGAUUUUUAUCACGUGUCAUGCUUCAAACCCUCAACAUGAAUGUGUUUGAGAUCUUGAGUAUAUAUGUAUAUAUUUAGUUUCAUUUUGUGGAGCAUUUAUUGAUUUUGUCAGUGUUUUUUCCCCCGUUUUUUUUUUCCUGACUAUGUUCAUUAGAAAUCAUGGUUUAGGUGUUUUACUGAACUGCUUCAUUUUUUUUUUUUUUUACAAUUUAAAAAAUAUUAUCUGACUUCAAUUUUAUAUACUGACUAAAUAAUGUUU